AGGUCGUGCGCCCGCCGUACCCUUGCGGAGGGGCCGUAAAGCGCGGAAGGUCGCGGGCUCUGGGUUCCUGGGAACUUUGAGUUCCUCAACUUCGCCCCACCUCGCGGCCCCUGGUCCUCGGUUCCGGCCUGAGGCGACCCCCGGCCACCGUCGUGGUCGCCUGCUCGCCUCCGCCGAGCGGUGUCGGAGCGGGAGCCCGUGGGGCCCGUGAGUUUGGACUCCUGGAAUCUCAGCUACGUGAGAGCCCGGCUCCGCGCUCUUAGCCGACGGGAUGUUCUGCCGAUGGCUCUCGAUUAUCCGGAGGCGGAGAGCCAGCCCAGCACGGCGGAGGUGCUCCUCAGCGAGAGGCAGUACGUCAGCGGCCGAGGCACGUGCUGCCGCUCUGCCCGCGCAGGCCCAGGUGGUCAUCUGUGGGGGUGGCAUCAUGGGCACGUCUGUGGCCUAUCACCUCUCUAAGAUGGGGUGGAAGGACGUCGUCCUGUUGGAGCAGGGCAGACUGGCUGCUGGCUCCACGCGGUUCUGUGCUGGCAUCCUGAGUACCGCCAGGCACCUGACCAUUGAACAGAAGAUGGCAGACUACUCCAACAAACUCUACCAGCAGUUAGAACAGGAAACAGGGAUCCAGACAGGUUAUGUGAGGACAGGCUCAAUCUCUCUGGCCCAAACUCAGGACCGGCUGAUCUCCCUGAAGCGCAUCAAUUCAAGGCUGAAUGUUAUAGGCAUCCCUUCUGAGAUCAUCUCCCCUAAGAAAGUGGCUGAACUCCACCCCCUGCUCAAUGUGCACGAUCUGGUCGGGGCCCUGCAUGUCCCCGAGGACGCGGUGCUGUCCUCCGCUGACGUGGCUCUCGCCCUGGCCAGUGCUGCCUCUCAGAAUGGUGUUCAGAUUUAUGACCGCACUGCUGUUCUUCAUGUCAUGGUCAAUGACCGCACUGCUGUUCUUCAUGUCAUGGUCAAAAAAGGUCAAGUUACUGGUGUGGAAACAGAUAAAGGACAGAUUGAAUGCCAGUAUUUUGUCAACUGUGCUGGUCAGUGGGCAUACGAGCUGGGUCUGUCCAACGAGGAGCCGGUUAGUAUCCCGUUACAUGCCUGCGAACACUUCUACCUCCUGACUCGCCCUUGGGAGACCCCUCUGCAGAGCAGCACACCAACUGUCGUGGAUCCUGAUGGAAGAAUUUAUAUUCGGAACUGGCAGGGUGGCAUCCUGUCUGGAGGCUUUGAGAAGAACCCAAAACCAAUUUUCACUGAGGGCAAGAACCAGCUGGAGAUUCAGAAUCUACAGGAGGACUGGGAUCACUUUGAGCCGCUGCUGAGUUCCCUCCUCCGCAGGAUGCCAGAAUUGGAGACCCUGGAAAUCCUGAAGUUGGUGAACUGCCCCGAGACCUUUACACCAGACAUGAGGUGCAUCAUGGGCGAGUCUCCUGCGGUCCAGGGCUACUUUGUCCUGGCAGGAAUGAACUCUGCUGGCCUCUCGUUCGGUGGAGGAGCUGGAAGGUACCUUGCUGAGUGGAUGGUACAUGGCUAUCCCUCAGAAAAUGUCUGGGAACUGGACCUGAAACGUUUCGGAGCUCUCCAGAGCAGCCGCACCUUCCUGCGCCACCGGGUCAUGGAAGUCAUGCCUCUGAUGUAUGAUCUGAAGGUUCCCCGUUGGGAUUUCCAGACUGGCAGACAGUUACGGACAUCUCCUCUCUACGACCGGCUGGAUGCACAGGGAGCCAGAUGGAUGGAGAAACAUGGAUUUGAGAGGCCAAAGUACUUUGUUCCACCUGACAAGGACCUCCUUGCACUGGAGCAGAGCAAGACUUUUUAUAAGCCAGACUGGUUUGACAUUGUGGAGUCUGAAGUCAAGUGUUGUAAGGAAGCUGUGUGUGUCAUUGACAUGUCCUCUUUCACAAAGUUUGAGAUAACAUCUACUGGGGAUCAGGCACUGGAAAUCCUGCAGUACCUCUUCUCCAAUGACCUGGAUGUGCCCGUGGGCCACAUCGUGCAUACCGGCAUGCUCAACGAGGGCGGGGGCUACGAGAAUGACUGCAGCAUCGCACGCCUGAACAAGCGCAGUUUCUUCAUGAUCUCUCCAACUGACCAGCAGGUCCACUGUUGGGCCUGGCUGAAGAAACACAUGCCAAGUGACAGCAGCUUGCUUCUGGAAGAUGUCACCUGGAAAUAUACUGCCCUCAAUCUGAUUGGCCCUCGAGCUGUGGAUGUGCUGUCUGAGUUGUCCUAUGCUCCCAUGACUCCAGACCACUUCCCAAGUCUCUUUUGCAAGGAGAUGAGUGUGGGCUACGCAAAUGGGAUCCGGGUGAUGAGCAUGACGCACACAGGAGAGCCGGGCUUCAUGCUUUACAUUCCCAUAGAGUAUGCUCUGCACGUAUACAAUGAGGUGAUGAGUGUCGGGCAGAAAUAUGGAAUCCGGAAUGCUGGGUAUUACGCUCUUCGCAGUCUCCGAAUUGAGAAGUUUUUUGCCUUCUGGGGUCAGGAUUUAAAUACCCUCACCACGCCCCUGGAAUGUGGACGGGAGUCUCGGGUGAAACUGGAGAAGGGCAUGGAUUUCAUCGGCCGGCACGCUCUGCUGCAGCAGAAACAGAACGGGGUGUACAAGCGCUUCACCAUGUUCAUCUUGGAUGACCACGACACAGAUCUGGACCUCUGGCCUUGGUGGGGAGAGCCCAUUUAUCGGAAUGGGCAGUAUGUAGGCAAGACCACCAGCAGUGCCUACAGCUACACCCUGGAGCGCCACGUCUGCCUGGGCUUUGUGCAGAAUUUUUCUGACACUGGGGAAGAGCAGGUGGUGACAGCCGAUUUCAUCAACCGGGGAGAGUAUGAGAUUGACAUUGCGGGACACCGGUUCCAGGCCAAGGCCAAACUCUACCCUUUCACCUCCCUCUUCACGCACAAGCGGCGAAAGGAUGAUGUGGAGCUGAGUGACUUGCAUGGGAAGUGAAGCAAGGGCAGCCUCGCCGCCUCCUGUCAUCUCAUCCUGAGCAGCACUAGGGAGCGUCCCGUCCCGUCCCGCUGACCCCAUCCUUCCCGUCGUUCAUUCCCUCGGUAGAAUUUUCAGCCUGACCUCCUCCUGACCUUACUGCUUCGCCGCUUCUCUGGCCGUUCCACCUCCUCCUCCCCAUCACCUGAGGCUCUUCUCCCCUUCCAUGUGCGCACUCAGACUCCCAUGGUGGCUGGGGGUCUGACAGGACAGGGGCAGGCUCUGGUUGUGGAGGUGGGUUAGGGUGACAGUCUCAUCUGAAAUUGUCACAAAGCAAGCUGGAAUUGCACAGCUCUCAGGGUGAGAGUCUGUCUCCUUUGGGCUAACGCUAGCAGGGUUGCUGUGUGUGUGUGACAUAGCCCCAGGGAGUAGCUGUGCCUUUUAGCCAGGCAGACCGUCUCCUGUUCCAUCGUGCUGUGGCUGGCAUCCGAUACCUCGAGCAAGAGGACGGUCAUCUACCUCACUGACAAGAGGCAUCGCAGGGACGCUGUCUGGCCUGCAGCAGAAGCACGCAGCUAACCUGGCACCAUCCUCCUCCAUCCAGCACCAGUGAGUGGGGCCUUGGGCCUAGGCGGUCUGCCUGGAGUUUUCAUCCUUGUUAAUCUCUGUAUUAAAAACUUUUGUUUCUCAGUGACAAGCCACAGUGCUUGAAAGGGAAAAACCAUAUUGCCUUUCUGUUGCUCUUCUAGCUGAUGCCCAGCAAUGCCUGUGCUUUCCUUUCCACUAUUCACAGUUCCAGCGCCCCAGCCUGACUGUCCGCUCUUUCGAUCUGGGAAGAGGGUGAGGGCAGCUGUCUUCCUAGAUGGUUAGCCAAACUUCACUGCCUUGUGACUUCCAGAGAGCUGCUGGGACCUCAAGGUGUGCUCCGCCCAGCACAAACACAGCCACACAGACAUGAUGGCAUCGGUCCUCUGAGUUCUGAGUACAGAGUGUAAGUUACACAAGGCUAGAGGACGGCUUCCUGUCUUUUCCUUGAUCCAGCUAUCCUGGCAUAUCCUCUGAAUUAGAAAAUGAUGUGGGGUUCCCCAAAAGUGCCCUGCAUAUUUUUUAAGAUCAAACCUGGAUGUUAAGACAAUUUUCCCUGAUUUUUUGAAAGUACUAACUGGUAUUAAACUGUAGCCUUUGUUGUCCUGGUGAGUGAAGUGAGGUGGAAGCAUACAUGUGUAUUAAAGGAAGUCAUUUCACUUUAUUAGAGAAACUUAAAAUUCUUGAGUGUCAGCCUUUGGCACUUUUUGAUUAUUAUGUUAUCUACUGAGACUGCUUCCUUCCAGACGUUUCUUGCCAAUAUUCUUGUAGUCCACCUAUAUCUGAUAACUGACAUCAGUUGUGUACCUUUUAUUUUAUUUUGACAGGCAGAGUGGACAGUUAGACAGAAAGCUCUUCCUUUGCCGUUGGUUCACCACCCCACCCCCCCUGCGGCUGGCAUGCUGAUCCAUAGGCAGAAGCCAGGUGCUUCUCCUUGUCUCCCAUGCGGGCGCAGGGCCCAAGCACUUGGGCCAUCCUCCACUGCACUCCCGGGCCACAGCAGAGAGCUGGCCUGGAAGAGGGGCAAACGGGACUAGAACCCGGGGUGCCAUUGCCGCAGGCAGAGGAUUAGCCUACUGAGCCAUGGCACUGGCCCAUACCUUUUAUUUUGGAGGGAGGGUUGGUUUAUUAAAGCAGCAUAUGAUUAGAACUGUUUAAGGGGCAAGCCAAGUGUCUACCCAGCAGGGAGAUGCUGUUUCUAGGCAACCAGAGAGCCAAGCAGUGAAACAGCAGUUAUAUGCGAUGCUUCCAAGUCCUGGCUUCCUGUCCGCCCAUGUCUCAUUGGUCCUUCCUCUGGCUGAGAAGGGUGAGUGAGGCAAGGAGAGCACUUGACUGCUCUGAGACACCUUGUCUGUAAAGGGGCGUCAUGUGAUGUCCUGGAGCAUCAGUGAGUGCCCUGAAUUCAUCCGUGAAGUGACUCUUGAUUCAAACGUGGGCAGUGUAGAUCUGCUUGGUCCUGAUGUCAGCUCUCUGUGUGAUCCUUCCCUGUCUCUAGUGUAACUGCUUUGUCUAUGGUGUCAAACAGAUCCUAGAUGGUCAAGAGGAAAGGCAAGUGGCACCUUCCUACCCACGGAUGUCACGUGUUAGAACAUUCUGGGCUCUUGACUAGGUUGGGAGAACCAACCAAAACGCCCUCAUUUGGGUGUCAUUUCCAUUCUUGGGCAGUGAGGCCUCAUGGGUUUAUGUGACCACUCACCAUGGGGAGCCAGCGAGUCUCACACCCACAGAUCUCGCCUUUGUGAAUGGGUGGCUUCAGGUGACUGAUGCUUCUCUCUGGAAUGGGUCCAGCAUCCCAGCUUGGCUGUGGGGCAGUGCUCCUCAUUGUUUUACCUUGUCAGCAGAACCUGGAAACAGAAAAUGUAUUGGCCUCAAACAGAUGCAGACCCAGGGGUUUAAGUUUUCUCUGAGAUGUCUUUAAGUACUCAUUGCCGUAGGAAGAUCCUGUUUCGUGACAGCACCAAGGUCAUCGGACUUGAGCUUGCCUCAGAAAGAUGUCCCUUGUGUGCCACACUGCAGUCAGAACAGCUCUGCUUCAGGAAGUUGAAUUGGGAAGCACCUGGAGUGGCAGUCACAUGCCACCUCCCGGCAGGCAGGUUCAGCAGCAGUGCUCUGCCAGAGUGCCUGCACCUCAGAAUGUGAGCUAUCCCAGUGAGCCAGACACCCAGGUCACUCGGGCCAGAACCUACAGCCCAGCUUCCCAUUUCUUCAGCUUGGUUCUUACGGAAAAUUUACUUCAUUGUUUUCUUCCAAGACAGACAGACAGAAAGUAUUCUUCAGCCUGGGCAAUACACACUACCCUGCCCUUGCAUGCCCUUGCACGCUGGUCGUGGGUGGGGGUGCUGGUAUGAGUGGCUUCACUACAACCCAGAGCCAUGAUUUCUGGCUGUUAACCCUCUGCAUUUGCCCCAGUUCUCCCCAUCUUAAAGAACUAAGACAGAGGGAAUCCCCUCCGACCUGCAGCCUAGUUCUAGCCCAGCAGUGGCACUGGGUUUACUCCCAGGGGAGAGCUGCUUUCAGGCCAGUGUAGUCUGGAGUCCUCUGCAGUACUGAUGACACAGGUUUGGUCAGCACUGAAGAAUUUUCUUUGUACAUUCUGCUGCCCCCCCCCCCCCAACAUUGAUAUAAGCAAUAUUUUUUAUCAGUGUAACACAGACAUGUUGUUACGGGUAAAGAAUGUUGCACUCACACCCAUGCAGGCACACAGACUCAGGAGUGCUACAGUUGAGGGGCCUAUGGUAGAGGCUUAUUAGCCAAACCCUGGUCUGUGCAGUAAGUUCUGAGUGAGCUGGGGGCCUGUCACACCUCCCUCCUCACCACCACUUUGCUUCUGUGUUAAGGUGCUAAGCUGUCCAUCUCGUCCGUCAGCGUGGGCUUGCCUGGCAGCCCCUCAUCACUACCAGCACAUGGUUUCUCUAGCGGGCUGGGUGUUUCUGUACAUCCAUGCCUCCUCUUUGUCCAGUAAGUGUAAGUGAACUCCCUGCACAAGGCAUCUCGUGUUGAAUCAUGCAUUUCUACACAGGACAUUUUCCUCAUGAUGUUUCCAUGUACCUCUUUUUAAUCCUUUGCAGACAUCUCCCACUUUCUUGUUUCUGUCUAUCAAGGACAGAUACUGAAGGGGUAGGGACAGUGUUUUUAGCACCCUACGCCAUGAUUUCCUUUGCACACUGUGACCUGGGGCUUGAGCACCUCCCUUUGCUGAGCCAGGUUCUAGUGCCUUAACACUCCAGAAUGUCACGGGUGGGCAGACACAGGAACACUGAGAAAGUUCCUGUCCGGCUGGGUUCCUGUCUCCCCGCUCAGCCCUCAGCCCGUGGGGGAGGGGGAGGGGGACGUCCUAGCAGCACUCCCGGGGCAGCGCGGGGACCCGCAGAGACGCACUGUAGUGCGUGCGGGCGUGUGCAGCGCGCGGCCCUUCCAUGCCUGUGUGCACGGGGAACGGGGCCCUGAGACGUCAGAGGCAUUGAGUAACUGGGCCCUUCCCUCAAGGGCCUGGGUGACCCUGGCACACGGGUGACCGCCCUCUGCCCUCUGAACACACUAACUCUGAGCACCGUACUCCCAUCCAGCUGGGUUAGAUGAAGAUUUUCUGUACAUGUGUCACUGGGUUUGUAAGUGAAUAAAGACGCAUUUUAAUCACUCGCA
Molecule: messenger RNA, 7144 nt
Organism: Oryctolagus cuniculus (rabbit)
Lineage: Eukaryota; Metazoa; Chordata; Mammalia; Lagomorpha; Leporidae
Gene: PDPR
Product: pyruvate dehydrogenase phosphatase regulatory subunit
Cellular component (GO): mitochondrial matrix; cytoplasm; mitochondrion
Molecular function (GO): protein binding
Source: RefSeq, a predicted model, not a curated record